Molecule: messenger RNA, 813 nt
Organism: Plutella xylostella (diamondback moth)
Lineage: Eukaryota; Metazoa; Arthropoda; Insecta; Lepidoptera; Plutellidae
Source: RefSeq, a predicted model, not a curated record
AUGGAUCGUUCUAGUUAUCGGGACGCUUACGACAGCUCGGAUAGUAGCCAGUUGGUUUGUUUGUAUGUGCAGGAGUCUCGGCGGCCGCUGGUGGGCGCGCGGGACAAGCGCACGCGCGGCCGCCCCAAGGGGAACCCCAAACCACUGAACGCUGAGGAACGGCGCAUGCGCAACGCCUUCUACGAGCGCGGGCGGCGCGUGGAGGAGGCCGAGAUCCUGCAGGAGCUCAAGGAAAUAGCCAACCUCGAUCCUAAGACGGCGAAAUCCAAUGUGAUCAUAGAGAUAACCCACAAGUUGCGGAGAGCGGCCGAGAGCCCCCCAGAGGAUAUCAAUGAGCUGAGGAGAAUUAACGCGCAGCUUGAACGACAAAUUGCGGACGCCGAAGCGCGCCUCACCACAAUGGACGCUGCACACGAGGAACAAGUGCCUCCGAGCCUAGACCUAGGUCUAGACUUCGACCUGGAGGUGGACCUGGACCUCAGCACCACGGACCUGGUGGACCUCGAGCCUGUGGACCUGGGCUACGCGGAGGAGGUGUUCGGGCUGUCAGAGCCGGCUGAGAGGUCGCCGCCGCGGCGCGCGCGCAGGCGGGUCGCACAGAAAGAAUGAUUUGGCUAUGAAAAAAAUACGAAAUUAUUGAUAACUUCUAUGAAGUUGAAAGACACCAGUGCCAGCAACUUAACACAUACGAGAUGAAUCAUCGAAUAUCAACGGUUGUGAAAAUGUAUUAAUUAAGUAUUUAAUUUUAUUGACUUGUUAUUGUGCAAUAAUUGUUCUAGUUCGAUUCUUAUUAAUUGUGCAAUACGUACCUAA